Molecule: messenger RNA, 3658 nt
Organism: Lathyrus oleraceus (garden pea)
Lineage: Eukaryota; Viridiplantae; Streptophyta; Magnoliopsida; Fabales; Fabaceae
Product: receptor-like protein EIX2
Exons: 2
Coding region: 129-3443 (1104 amino acids)
Molecular function (GO): protein binding
Source: RefSeq, a predicted model, not a curated record
AGAAAAUAUUGGCACUUGAUUCAUUACUGAUAGUCAAGUCUUUCCAUUAACUCUUCCUUUCAUCCCUAUUUUGUUUCUCAAUCUCAUAAGUUUAGCUUUUAUUACUUUGCCAGAAAGCAUAGAAGAAAAUGAUGAGCUCUAGUGUUGUAUGUAUUCUCAAGUUAGUUGCAGUACUCUUUGUUGUGUUGUUGCAGUUGUUUGUGAAUGGAGCCGUUGGUUGCUUAGAGAAUGAGAGACACGCUCUCCUUCGGUUGAAAGCCAGCCUAGUGCUGUAUGACACUUCUCUUUUAUCUAGUUGGGACAGUACCAGUGAUCAGUGCUGUGCAUGGGAAGGAAUCCGUUGUAGCAAUCAAACUGGACAUGUUGAAAUGCUUGAUCUAAGUGGUUCUCAAUUUGGUCGUUUUCCGGGUAAGAUCAACGCAACAUUGAUGGAGUUGAGACAUUUAAUAUACUUGAACACUAGUAUGAGUUUGUUUUCAAUCAGAAUUUUUCCAGAAUUGUUUGGUUCUCUAACCAACUUGAGAUUCCUUGACCUCCAUGCUUCAUUCUCCGGGGGAAGAUUUCCAAAUGACCUCGCUCGUCUUUCACACUUGCAAUAUCUUGAUCUUUCAUAUAAUAACCUUGAGGGUACAAUCCCUCCGCAACUUGGAAAUCUCUCUCAUUUGCAGUACCUUGAUCUUUCAUAUAAUCUUCUUAAUGGAUCCAUUCCUCAUCAACUUGGAAGCCUUUCAAAUUUACAACAGCUUCAUCUUCGAGACAAUGAGGCACUCAAAUUUGAUGACAAGAAUAAUCAUGUUGGAGGUCAGUGGCUUUCUAAUCUCACUCUUUUAACCCAUCUUGACUUGAGUGGCAUGCCGAAUCUAAAUUCUUCUCAUCUCUGGCUGUUAAUGAUUGCCAAGCUUCCAAAAAUACAAGAAUUGAGGCUCUCUGGUUGCGCUCUUUCAGAUCUUUAUCUUCAAUCUCUGUCUCAUUCACUAUUCAAUUUUUCUAGUUCUCUUGCAAUCCUUGAUCUUUCAUAUAAUACCUUCUCAUCAUCCAAAAUAUUUGAAUGGGUGUUUAAUGCCACCUACAACUUAAUGGAGCUUGAUCUUAGUUUUAACAAAUUCAAUGGCACCAUUUUAUAUGAUUUUGGAAACAUUAGAAACACUCUUAAGGUACUUGACUUGUCUCAUAAUGAACUACAAGGUAGAUUUCCAGACUCUUUUGGAGAUAUAUGUACCUUACACUCAUUGUACCUUGAUGAUGACAAUUUAAAUGAAGACGUUUCAACCAUUUUCCUCCAAUUCUCGGGUUGUGCUAGAUUCUCACUACAAGAUUUGAGCUUGAGGAACAAUAAAAUUACUGGAACAUUGCCUAAUCUUUCAAUAUUCCCAAAUCUAAUAACAAUCGACCUUUCAUAUAACAUGCUAAGUGGGAGGGUGCCAUAUGGAAUUCCAAAAUCAAUGGAGUCUGUAACAUUUGAAUCAAAUUCUUUAGAAGGCGGAAUUCCAAAAUCAUUUGGUAACCUAUGUUUUUUAAGAUCACUAGAUCUCUCAAGUAACAGGUUGAAUGAAGAUCUGUCAUAUAUAUUUCAUAAUUUAUCGGUAGGGUGUGCAAAGUACUCUCUACAAACGUUAGAUUUGAGCAUGAACCAAAUUUUUGGCACCAUACCUGACAUGUUAGGGUUCUCAUCUUUAAACUAUCUUCAGUUAUCCAACAAUUCAUUAAAUGGGAGUAUACUAAAAACUUCAACAUUCCCUCAUCGAUUACAAAGUCUAAUCUUGGAUACCAAUAAUUUGGAAGGUGAGAUCACUGACUCCCACUUUGGCAACAUGUCUAUGUUAAAUAUGUUAAGCUUGAAUGACAAUUCACUGUCACUAAAAUUUAGUGAAAAUUGGGUGCCACCAUUUCAAUUGUUUAUCAUACAUCUAAGGUCUUGUGGUUUAGGACUUAGUUUUCCAAAAUGGCUGCAAGGUCAAAAACAUCUUUUAGAAUUGGACAUUUCUAAAGCGGGAAUCUCAGAUGUAGUUCCAAUGUGGUUUUGGACUCAAGCAACAAAUAUGUAUCUCAUGAAUAUUUCGUAUAAUAACCUCACUGGCACAAUUCCAAAUUUGCCCAUAACAUUUUCAGAAGGCUUGGAAGUAAUUCUUGAUUCUAAUCAAUUUGAAGGUUCAGUCCCUCAAUUUUUUCAAACUGCAAGAUCUCUACGGUUGUCCAAGAACAGAUUUUCAGAAACACAUCUUCUGUUAUGUACUAACACUACAAUCGAUAGAUUGUUUCUACUAGAUCUAUCAAAAAAUCAAUUAUCCGGGCAGCUCCGUGAUUGUUGGAGUAAUUUGAAAGCAUUGAUAUUUCUUGACUUGAGUGACAAUACUUUGUCUGGUGAAGUACCAUCCUCAACGGGAGCAUUACUUGAACUUGAGGUCCUGAUAUUGCGCAACAAUAGCUUCACUGGGAAGUUACCUCUCUCCUUGAAAAAUUGCACGAAACUAAUCAUGCUAGAUAUUGGAGAUAAUAAAUUCUCAGGACCAAUACCCUAUUGGUUAGGACAGGAAUUGCAAAUGUUAAGCUUACGAAGGAACCAAUUCCACGGAAGUCUUCCACAAAGUCUUUGUUACUUAACAAACAUUCAGUUGUUGGAUCUCUCAGAAAACAAUCUAUCUGGACGAGUUUUCAAAUGCUUGAAGAAUUUUUCACCAAUGACUCAAAAUGUUUUCUCAACUAGAGACACAUCACGGUUCAGUUACUUUAAUGUGCAUGGAAUCCUAGACUCCAUUGAAAGCUAUGAUUUGAUCACUGUGUUGAUGUGGAAAGGUGCAGAACGGUUGUUCAAGAAUAACAAGCUCAUUUUAAGAAGCAUUGAUCUUUCAAGCAAUCAAUUGAUAGGAGUCAUUCCAGAAGAAAUAGGAAACUUGAUAGAAUUGGUGUCAUUGAAUCUAUCUAGCAACAAUUUGUCAGGAGUGAUUACUUCAAAGAUUGGAAGGUUAACAUCGCUUGAAUUUCUUGACUUGUCAAGAAAUCAUUUCUUUGGUCCAAUUCCUCCUUCUCUAGCUCAAAUUGAUCGUUUGUCCAUGCUUAAUAUUUCCUUUAACAAUUUCUCUGGAAGAAUUCCAAUUGGAACACAAUUACAGAGUUUCAAUUCCUCGAGUUAUGAAGGGAAUGUUGAUCUCUGUGGAAAACCACUAGAAAAAAAAUGUCCAGGAGACGAAAAGGUUGCACAUCAGAAACCUGAAACCCAUGAAGAAACUAGUCCACAAGAUAAAAAACCAAUUUAUUUGAGUGUGGGAUUGGGAUUUAUGACAGGAUUUUGGGGACUUUGGGGAUCAUUGUUUCUCAUCAGAACUUGGAGACAUAAAUAUGUCUUGUUCUUGAACAACAUAGUUGACACAGUGUAUGUGUUUAUGGUGCUGAAUGGAAUUAAAUUUCAAAGGUGGCUUAGAGAUUUGCAGGAAAAGUUAGUCUAAGCAUCUAUAAUUGAAGUAUUUGCAUCUCUGUUGAAGAAAGAUAGCAGCUAAUAAGACAAAAUAUAGGAGUUCAAAGUUCUGUUAUAGAUUAAUUUGUGAAGCAUAUAAUAUAGUUAUUGAGAUAUAAUGUAGUGAUGUUGAGCACCGCCGUAUAAGAAAUUAAAUGAAGUUCAUUAGCUAAAUGAUAAUUUUCUUUUGACAAAAUUACGACAGAU